AUGGCCAACAAAGACAACAGCGACCUCUCGAUCGAGACGCGCAUUAUGCAUGCCCCAUGCAGACCAGCGCCGAGAAAGAUCUUCGAAGAUUUUUUCGGCUCUAGUAGUCUUACAGCAUGUCCAGUCACCAACAAGAAAAACCUUCGAGUAGACUUCAACAUUGGUCUGGAUCAAGCCCAUUCCAGUGACUGGAUGGACGUAUUCGAGGGGAUACAUUUCAUGCAGGCAAUCUCAGCGUCCUCGGAGCAGUACAUCCAUGCAAGCACCGAGGAGGGCGGGGGGGAGUGCUGGGAUUGCUUGCCUGGCAGAGGGAAGAGGUUGUCAGAUAAAAUCGAUCUUGAGUAA
Guillardia theta CCMP2712 is the source of this 345-nucleotide messenger RNA. RefSeq lists its product as hypothetical. NCBI's taxonomy places the organism in Eukaryota, Cryptophyceae, Pyrenomonadales, Geminigeraceae. The record is from RefSeq and is a predicted model, not a curated record. The transcript has a single exon. Bases 1 to 345 code for a protein of 114 amino acids.